AUGGAACAACGAGAAGAAGAGGAAGAAGAAUUGGUAAAGAAGAAGCUUCGCGACGAGAAGGAAAGCGGCAAAAAUUCUUCCUGGGUGGACUUGGAACCGCUCUUGCUCGAAUGCUCGCUUCAAAUGCGAUCGGGAGAACUGAUCCACCAAAAGUCGUUCGGUUUGUUCGAGGCGAUGUCGGCGGUGGAAAUCAUGGAUCCGAAGAUGGACUGCGGGUGCGUGACCGGCGGCGGUGGUUUUGGUGAAACGUCGUCCUUAAAAGAGGAGGACGAAAACGAGGACGUUCGAGGAGUGCGGUUACUAAAAAGAGACGAUGAUAUCAUCGCCGCGCUGACAUCAUCGAAGGAGAUGAAAGUCGUCGUGGAUAUGUUAAUCGCGAGAGAAAAUUCCUGGCACGUGGGGAACGCGUUGCCGCCGACGGUGUUUUCGUGCUUGUAUUUGAAAGAGGAGGCGUUGAAGAAGUUGUCGUCGUUGUCGCUGUCGUCUUCGCACGCGUGGCCGAUGAGGGCGUUCGAGGCGCUGAUGACGACAACCUUACCGUUCGUUGGAUUGAUAAAGAAGAUGGUGGAAAUAGGAGAUAUUUUUGAAGAGGAGGAUUUCAAUCCGCACGAUUACGGGUUGAAAGUGCCUUUGCCGGAGUGGAUGCAGAGGAAAGAGAGCGGCGCGGGGGUGACAGCGGCGGACGUUUUGGACGGAGACGCGUGUGUCGCGAAGUACGAAGAAGUGUUGAAGGAAGGGAAGGACGCGUAUGGGGACUCUGAGUUAUAUCGGAGGAUAUGUUUGAGGUUCGCGUUGUAUCGCGCGUUCAAACGGAUCGCCGACGUGCCGACCGAGGAAAACGGAAAGAGGAUUAAGAGAGAUUUCGAGGAGGCCAGCGCAACCGCGAGACGUAUUCUCGAAGAAGAGGAUAUAAAAGGUAUUAGUAGUACGAAUAGUGAUAGUAAUAGCAACAGAGGAGAGAUUAAUGGUGGUGGUGAUGGUGAUGAUACUAAAGAUGAUGAAGAACACGCGAUGUUUGACGCUUCGGCGUGCGCGCACGCGCUCGGCAACUCGCCGCCUCGCGUCGUCGAGUUGUUCACCGUGAAGCAAUCGUACGAGUAUUACUUGAAGUUAUUGGACGAAUUAGACGUAGUAAUUGAACGUUUAUACGAUUCAGCCGCGGCAACGACGACAAGAACGCAUUUGGAGUUAUCCUCGGACGAUUUCUUCCGUAAAUGUCGCGAUAUUACCGAUCGAGACUUCCUGGCGUUGUCGCGAAGCGUCGCCGCGUACGUCUCCACCGUUGGCGGCUCGACAGAUUCUCACUUAGGCGUCGACUCGGUAGAUUUAUGCUUGCGAUCUGUUUUCGCGCAAGUCCCAGAGAAAGUGAGAGUAGACGAUUCUGAGCAGAAGUUGAGCUCGUUUCAAAGAGCACCGUUUGAAUACGUCGCGAGUGAAAUAAAAAAAGGCAAUUACAAUGCCGUCACGGUGACGUGCGAAGAUACUGGCGCACAAACAGACGGCGAUCCCAUUGAAAUCUUAGCGACGUUUAAAGACGAGUGUCAGCGGUCGUGUUCGUUCCUUUCGCGCGCCUAUUUUGCGUCUCCAUCGCGAAGGCGGCGGAAGCUUCGCCGGUGUCUCGACGAGCUUUCGCAUUUGCAAGUCGCGUGUUCGCACGUGGACGCGCUCGGCGUCGCUUCCUUAUUUUUGAAAAAGAACAUAAAGAACGGAAACGAUGCCAUCGACGAGGAGAAAGUGCAUGAAUUUUGCGCCAGAGCUUUCCAGCUUUGGGCCUCGCGCAUCGUCGCCGACGCGCAGUUUGACAUCUUAAAAGUUGGUUUCCAAUGCGAGCUGUAUAAAAGCUACGAGUUGGCGUCGGUGUAUUGGUACAUGGACAAUUUAGUCGUACACGCGCUCAAUGCCGACCAAUACAUCUACGAAGCCUUCAACUGUAACACCGAGGAAGUCACCAAGAAGUCUAUGGAUACAUAUCUCGAAGCUAAUAUAUUUCGAGUGCGAAGUAACGCCGCGCAAUGCGUCCUCGUCGCGCUCGAAAAAGUCGGGCUCAUCAAAAUGCCCAAACGUACUUUCACGCUCGCCACCGCGGAGGCGCGUUUUUUCCAACGUUUCGCGCACUUCCAAGCUAACUUAGACCCGGUGCCUUUAUUUUGGGACGACUACGAGAAGCACGUUCGUGGCUACGAGAAACGCCCGGCGGAAAUCUUACUCCGUCUGGCGCACGGUCAACUCCAACCGUUGAUUGAAAUGUUAUCGCAGCAAAUCGAAAGUUUGCAAAAGAAGAUGAACAACAAGAAGAACGAAGCUACCGCCGCCGCCGACGACGCCGAGGACCAAAAAGCAAACGAAAACAUCGCAUCAUUGCGCGCGAUGCAAUGCCUCGCCUCCUUAACCGCGACCAAAACGAAAUGCGCGAGACUUUCAGCCACGUGCAAACUCCUCGGCACGCUCGCCGAAGACGACCUGCGAGGGACGUGGACCGUCGACGUCCUCCAACCACCGUUUUCUUCUUCUUCCUCCUCUUCUUCACACGAGGAGUUCAAAGAUUACGACGUCUUCUUCGCCUUAUCCGCCUCGCGAAAAGCCUGA
Molecule: messenger RNA, 2586 nt
Organism: Bathycoccus prasinos
Lineage: Eukaryota; Viridiplantae; Chlorophyta; Mamiellophyceae; Mamiellales; Bathycoccaceae
Product: N-alpha-acetyltransferase 35, NatC auxiliary subunit
Exons: 1
Coding region: 1-2586 (861 amino acids)
Biological process (GO): N-terminal peptidyl-methionine acetylation
Cellular component (GO): NatC complex
Source: RefSeq, a predicted model, not a curated record